UCCGGGAUGACGUCACGUCCCGCAAAAGAAACGUCAUCGGGCAGCUGCUGACCCCGGCGUGUAACUUUUACGCGUACUCUGCGGGGAAACUUUGGCCGCACCUUGAGCAUGAAUGCGGCCCUGAAGCACUGGAAGGAGGCGGCGACGCUCAUUGUGACCGCGGGCCGCCGCGUCAGGGCGCCGCAGGCCGCCGGCCCCGCGCCGCACCUGGCGCGCCGGUCGGGCUGCGACUACGACGUCUUGCUGCUCAAGCGCAGCGGUAAGAGUGGCUUCAUGCCCAACGCGUACGUGUUUCCCGGCGGCCUGGUGGACCCGUCGGACUUCUCCGACGAGUGGCUGGACAUUUUUGAGUCGUUCAGAAACGCUCCGAACUUCGGUUUACGGAGCGUCAAGCAGCCGCUGGAGACGAGACCCCCGAUCUUCGCCACAGACCGACACACGCUGGGCUCCUCCGUCCCGGGCGACGUCGCCUUCAGGAUCUGCGCCCUGAGGGAGACGUUUGAGGAGUGCGGCGUUUUGCUGAUUGUGCCCAAACUAGGGGGCGCAGAGGAGGCCAGAUGUGCUGGCGAUCGGGUGCCUCGCUACAAAGCGAACCAGCUGUGCAGCGAUGAGCUGGGCCGCUGGAGGACUCUGGUGAACCAGGACCCGUCCAACUUCAUCCGGAUGUGCAGGGAGUUGGAGGUGCUGCCCAACAUCUGGGCUCUGCACGAGUGGAGCAACUGGCUGACUCCCGAAGGCCGCUACGGUGCGAAGAGGUUUGACACGGCCUUCUACAUGUGCUGCCUGCAGGACGUCCCUCACACCCUGCAGGACCAGAAGGAGAUCGUUCGCUUUGAGUGGUCCACGCCCUCAGAGAUCCUGCAGAGCUACCAGAAGCAGGAGUUCUGGAUCGCCCCCCCGCAGUUCUACGAGCUGAGCCGCCUGCGCCGCUUCCCGUUGCUGAGCGACCUCCACAGCUUCGCCAGGCGCCGCGCUGCAGAGGGCUGUGAGCGGUGGCUGCCGGUCGGCUUCCUACAGGAUGGACACUACAUAUCGCUUCUGCCAGGUGACAAACUGUACCCGUCUGACUCGUCAGGCGAACUCAAGGGGGAUCUCAGGGCAGACACUCAGGAGGGGGAUGAUCUGCACCGUAUAAUCAUCUCGGACGCAUACGUUGGGACCAUAAAAAUCACUAUCACACCCAAGUACGACCACGUGCUGCCAGUUCUUGAUCCAGCCUCAUCAGAAACCUCUAAAAGUCAUCUUUGACUAAACAGAUUAACUGUAGCGUGGAAACUGAUCUAGACCUAGUAGUGACCGCUGUGGUUUGCUGGUCUUCGGUCUCCCAUUGACCCUUUGUGUGUCAGACCUCCAGCUUUCUUUUCAUCUCACAUAUUUUUAACAGACAAAUCUUAAGUCUACGGCCUUAUUGCACAAACAAUUUGUUUUGAUGUCAGUUUCAGUAAUAAAGCUCUUCUAUGACGAUGAAGUAGAUAAUAAAUAGAUAGUUCUUAAUAACUUAUUUACUACACGUUUCUUAGAUUUAAUUUGAAUGGAGCUAUUGUAAGUUACCCUCUUACCAUAACAACCGCCUCACUAUAAAACAUACAUGAGGAAUUUAAAGGCAGUACCUGCCACUGAUGCGGUGACGUGUGUGUUUGGCUUCCGUGGAACAGCGGGUGUUAUGCUUUCGCUGGGAUGCUUAAGGUUAGAUGAACUCUAGGGAGGUGUGUGUGUGUGUGUGUGUGUGUGUGUGUGUGUGUGUGUGUGUGUGUGUGUGUGUGUGUGUGUGUGUGUGUGUGUGUGUGUGUGUGUGUGUGUGUGUGUCAUCCUUCUCUGUAGGAGCUGAUAUGUGGACGCUCUGCAGGGCUUCAUUCUCCUUUGGGUGCCUUCCCUGCACACAGCAGUUUUCUUCAUGUCGCGUUAAUGAUGGCGACAUUACAUUAGAUGGGUUAACGUGUGUCCGCUGCACAUUACGAAAUGGGUCAUUUUCACUAUGAAUUUCAUAUUUUGACUUAUGCUCCGUCUAAGUAAUGGUCUUGUAUUUGAGACACAGUAACAGUAGCAGCAAAUGCUAAAAUCUUAAAUGUCACUCUUCUGAUUUUUCUGAUCUGUCAGUGUGAGGAGACAUGCUCCCCGUCUACUGUCCUCACACCGCAUCUGCUGCCUCAGUGUGUGUGCGUGCACGUGUUGGUGCGUUGUUUGCGGAGGAGAGUCCGUUGGGGGUUUCCAUGGCAACCCGAAGCCUUGGAAACCCACCAUCUUCGUCCAGAUGAGGUGAUGAUGCUGUGGUGUAUCUCAGCCAAGUGUGCAGCUCGCAUCUCUGGGCCGGUCUGUUGCCUUCACUUGUUUCCAAGCGACUGGACGACUCUGUCCGGCACAGGUUCAAAUACCAAAGCCUCCAAACAACUGCGGAGAAAGUCAAUCUACUCACCCUCUAUUUUUAUAUCUAAUGAAGCACACACUCUGAAACUUUGAUGCUGCGGCUAUUUUGGGAAGCAGCUUGUGUAGCAGAAAAUCAUUUCAGCGUCCCUGAACUAGUCCCAAAGUUGCAUUAGAGCCGACUUUGGCAGGAGCGUUUUCCCCCUGAAACACCAGGGACAAACUUUAAAGUGUUUCACGGGCUUUAUCUUCUCCACUAGUUAAACCCUCUCCCUCACCUCAUGUUUAAUUAAUCACCUUUUAUAUUUUUGGACUCCUGGACGAAGCCUGUCGUGAAUUUGAAGAGGUUCAAAAGCGGUUCAGGUUGAAGAGGUCAGUGUCGGCAGAGCUUGGUGCCUCCGUGCGGUGACAGCACAGACGAGCUGGAUGUCAGGACGUGGGAGCGCAGGACGUGUGCUGUCGUCUGCUCCGUAACCUCAGGGCUCCUGGAAAGAUUGUGAUGCUGUCUGACACUGUGCUAUGACGCGUUAUUGUAUGUGGUACAGCACGUCUGGGUUUUAUUCUGUGGUUACUGGAUGAGGAGGCCAUAAAUGUGCAUCUUCAUCUUUUGCAGUAAUACAUAAGAUGUGUCGCCCCCCCUUUACCUGAAAACAGUUUUCUGCUUGUGCUCUUUGAUUUUAUUUCAGGCGUCUAGGUGUUUUAUGUUCAUUCUCUGUGUUGGUGUAUUAAUCCAGGACAGACUUCGUUCCACAAAUACCCUCAAAGACUCUUACUCCUAAAACCAUUAUGGAGUUAAAGCAUUUGUAUUAGUCUCCUCUCCUUUUUCAACUGAACAAGAUUUGAAUCUGAAGCUGGUUAAGAUUAUUAUCCUGCUCUUAAAAUACCUCGUUGUACAUGUGAUGCGCUCUUCGUUUGUGCGGAGGCCGCUUUGGCCUCGUCCUGCUUGUAAAACACUUCUUCACACCACAGACACGUUUUCCACUGUGUUUAAAAAUGUUAUUGUAAUAAAUAUACUUUCACUGCA
Molecule: messenger RNA, 3385 nt
Organism: Betta splendens (Siamese fighting fish)
Lineage: Eukaryota; Metazoa; Chordata; Actinopteri; Anabantiformes; Osphronemidae
Gene: nudt19
Product: nudix (nucleoside diphosphate linked moiety X)-type motif 19
Exons: 3
Coding region: 109-1248 (379 amino acids)
Cellular component (GO): mitochondrion
Molecular function (GO): hydrolase activity, acting on acid anhydrides, in phosphorus-containing anhydrides
Source: RefSeq, a predicted model, not a curated record